UUUGAAUAGCAAACGACUUACACGUGUAUCUUUUUGUUAGUCGACCAAAUAUCUGACCUCGAGUGAUGGUCGAAUUGCAUAAUAGCUCCCGAAAAUUUCUUAAGUCAGCGAGCCAAGUCGAGCCACGCGAUAGUUGCAAACCGCGCGCAGAAACCGCAUACAGAGGAAAGAGAGAGAGAGACUUGCAACCGGUAGCGGAGGUGGUGGCGAUGAUGGUGGCGGUGGUAGAGAGACCAGGACUCCGCACUCUCGAUCGUGACCUAAGAGCGAGCGAGUGAAUACAACGAGCAAAUGUAAAAGCGAGACCAAGAGAUUAACCGAUGCGGGGGAGGAGGAGAGAAAGAGGAAAGACCUCGGUACAGAGUGCGAGAGCAAGAGGGAAAGAAGCGGCGAAGACCAAGUAGUAGUAGGUGGACGAUGAAGCAGGCGAUGGUGGUGAAGCAGAAGAAGGAGAAGAUGGUGGUGGUGAUGUUGGUGGUGGUAGGAGAACCAGCCUCUCCGCCAGUCCACGUGUUCAGUGUAGUAGCGCGUUAUGACCCGGAUGUUAGAUCGUAGCCGCAGUUUCGCGAGUACCUGCCGACCCGGAUGUCCUCCCGCUCGCUGUCCACCAGUGAUAGACCACUAAUGACUUCCUGGCCACCGAAAUAUGUUCAAUCGGAUAGAUGCGAGCAAGUCUACGAAAGGCGCCAGCAAACUACGAAGGGACCUGAUAAACGCCGAAAUUGCGAAUCUACGUGACUUGCUGCCGUUGCCGCCCUCGACACGCCAGAGGCUUUCCCAGCUGCAGCUUAUGGCCUUGGUCUGCGUGUUCCUGCGAAAAGCCAAUUACUUUCAGCAAGCGCUGAAAAACUACCCGUCCGAGUCUUCGAAUAUUCCAACACCCAACAUUGGGUUCUCAAAAGCAAUGUCCGGUUUUAUCAUGAUGAUGACGCAGCAGGGAAAAUUAUUGUACAUAUCAGAAAAUGCGGCGGAUUAUCUCGGGCAUUCUAUGGAGGAUUUACUCAUCCAUGGGGACAGCGUGUACGACGUGAUCGAUAAGCAAGAUCAUAUAGUAGUGCAAAAUCAAUUAUCCAGAAAUAGCCCGAUUCCAAGUGACAGAAGAUUAUUUCUCUGUCGAAUCAACGUGUCGAGAAAUUCUCGCAGACAGCUACGAUUCGGCGAUCAAAAGGUGAUUAAAGUACCGCCAGUUAUUCUGACAUCAUCUAUUUUUCGCGAAUAUCCCAUUAUUUGCUUCUCGCCACAGGUAGUCCUCGUAGAAGGUCAUUUCCUGCCAUUUGUGCCCGUCUGCAACCGCAAUGAAUUCGUCUUCCUAGCUUCUUGUACUCCGGUAGUUUUGCCAGAGACUCGAGAAAGCAUCGUUCAGGGCGCAACCAAUAUCUUUACCACGAUUCACUCGAUGGACAUGAAGUACCUGCACAUCGAUAAAACCGCGGAAAGCCAUUUGGAGUACACUCGUGCCGAAUUAGUCAACGUAUCCUGGUACAAUUUGCUUCAUUGGGACUCCAUAAGGACCGCUUACUGUAAACAUCAAACCGUUAUUCAAUCCGAUCAAGAGCGAUCUACUACCGCUCUAUUAAGGCUGCAGAGUCGCUCUGGGAGAUGGUUCUGGGUACAUUGCGUGUUGCAGGUCAAGGAUACCUCCGAUGAAUGCCAACAUCCUAUCAUCGUUUGCACAAAUCAAGUACUCACCGAUAAGGAGGCAGAAGUAAUGCGCUCCAGUUCAUGGCUAUAUCAGUAUUCCUCUCAGACGAAAUUCACCUACGGACUCUGUCCCGGCGGUCAAAGUCGCAGCAUUACGUAUCCUUCUGCAGGACAAACUGUCAAUCAAACUCAAGAAUAUAUUCGAACAUAUUCCAAUGAUACUGAUGCCCAGCACUCGCCGUCCCUUCAUCCAGACCGGUCCGAAUCAGAAUCACACAUGGCCCCGAAGAGCGCACAGUCGAUAGAUUAUCCCGGUAGGCGAUUGUUGCGAGACGAUGCGGAGCCGGUGGACAUGUCGAUAAGCAGCGCGGAGCAGCACGAGGGUAGGAACGUGCAGACCGCGAUCGUGGAUCAUCAUCAUCAGCAACAGCACACUCUGGACGAUCCUGUCAGGUAUCAUCAUAAGCAGUAUCACAAGAGCUCGCUGCAUGUGGCCGGCUAUCGGGCCAAGUUUGUGCAGUGCCACAGCGGACAAUACGUCAGCGGCGGCUGCGCGGAUGUGCUGUCAAUGCCUGGUACCAAGUAUUACCUUACCGACCUAGACCGGGACUACUGUUGCGGUCCAGAACGCAGCAGUGGUCUGCACAGCAAGCGUCCGUCGACGAAGGCAUUGAUUGCACCACCGACACCAUCACUGACAGCCGAUUCAGCGGCGCCGCCGCCACCGGAUACCAUCUCCCUGGAGAACUGGGGCGCCAGUCCAGCCUGGUCGGAUGCGUUACAAAGGGUCCCGGACAUGGUGCAUCAGGAACUUAGCCCGUAUAUCACCACGCCGACUACACCGGUUAACACACCUGAUUCCGAUACCCUCGGUCACUCGGAAGCGCCCAUCUUCAAUUUUGAUUGGGCCGGCACUGAGCAGCACGUACCCAACCUGAAGAUCACCUUCCACCGUGGCAGCACCACGACCACCACCACCAACCAUCCCGUCGUCCAGCCUAGGAAGCCGCAUCAGGACACGGUGCAACCUAUUACGCUACAGUUACCACGUAGAAAGGGACAGUCCUCAGAGAACGAUAGCAAAGACUUUUCGAAAUGAGCGUAGAGGGACGUAGUGUAAAAACUUACUAGAGAAUGUCGAAAAUAACGAUUAGCUUCUUAAUAAAAGAAAAAAAAUCAU
Molecule: messenger RNA, 2821 nt
Organism: Camponotus floridanus (Florida carpenter ant)
Lineage: Eukaryota; Metazoa; Arthropoda; Insecta; Hymenoptera; Formicidae
Gene: dysf
Product: neuronal PAS domain-containing protein 4
Exons: 8
Coding region: 647-2740 (697 amino acids)
Biological process (GO): regulation of transcription by RNA polymerase II
Molecular function (GO): protein dimerization activity; DNA-binding transcription factor activity, RNA polymerase II-specific; RNA polymerase II transcription regulatory region sequence-specific DNA binding
Source: RefSeq, a predicted model, not a curated record